CUAAUUUAUUCCCGGUUACAUCUACACAGGCGUCGUCUCUCUUUCUCCUUUAAUCGUCUUUCUCACCGUCGCCUCUCUUUUCCGUCUGACAGGUGUAUUGAGAGAAUUGCUUCGGAAUCGAAUCAAAGUCAGUGGCAACCAUGGAAUCUAAGAAGAAUCAAGAAUGCACCGGGAAUCUAAAACGCCAGCUAGAGAAGUUCUUUGAUGCGUCUCUGAGAUCAACGGUUCCUGAUCAACCUGGUGUUAAGCCCGUGGUUUCUACCUCCCCUCUUGACCGAUCCGGAGAUUACCAAUGUAACAAUGCAAUGGGUCUCUGGUCAAUGAUUAAAGGAAAGGAUUCUCAGUUCAAGGCUCCUCUAGCUGUUGGAGAGGCCCUUUUAAAUAAUCUACCUACGUCUGAGAUGGUGGAUUCAUGCUCUUGCUCUGUUACUGGACCUGGAUUUGUUAAUGUUGUACUAUCAACCAAGUGGAUGGCUAAGAGUAUUGAAAGUAUGCUUAUAAACGGAAUUGACACAUGGGCGCCUGCUCCUCCGGUCAAGAGAGCCGUAGUUGAUUUCUCCUCUCCAAACAUUGCAAAAGAGAUGCAUGUUGGUCAUAUAAGACCAACUGUCAUCGGUGACACGCUUGCUCGCAUGCUCGAGUUCUCAAACGUUGAAGUUCUACGCAGAAACCAUGUUGGUGACUGGGGAACACAGUUUGGCAUGCUCAUUGAGUACCUCUUUGAGAAGUUUCCUGAUACGGAUAGUGUGACUGAGACAGCUAUUGGAGAUCUUCAGUCGUUUUACAGAAAAUCAAAGAGCAAAUUUGAUCUAGAUCCGGACUUUAAGGAAAAGGCACAAAAGGCUGUGGUCCGUCUACAGGGUGGAGAUCCUAUAUACCGUAAGGCUUGGGCUAAGAUUUGUGAUAUCAGCCGAACCGAGUUUGCCAAGGUUUAUCAGCGCCUUCAAAUUGAGCUAGAAGAAAAGGGAGAAAGCUUUUACAACCCCUAUAUCGCUAACGUGAUUGGGGAAUUGGAUAGCAAGGGGCUGAUUGAAGAAAGUGAGGGUGCUCGUGUGAUUUUCCUCGAAGGCUUCAAGAUCCCACUCAUUGUUGUAAAGAGUGACGGUGGUUUUAACUAUGCCUCAACUGAUCUGACUGCUCUUUGGUAUCGGCUUAAUGAAGAGAAAGCUGAUUGGAUUAUAUAUGUGACCGAUUUUGGCCAGAAGCAGCACUUUAAUAUGUUCUUCAAAGCUGCCAGAAAAGCAGGAUGGCUUCCAGACAGUGAUAAAGCUUACCCUAGAGUUGACCAUGUUGGUUUUGGUCUCGUCAACGGGGCAGAUAACAAACGAUUUAGAACUCGGUGUUCAGAUGUAGUCCGCCUAGUUGAUUUGCUAGAUGAGGCCAAGACUCGCAGUAAAACUGCCCUUAUUGAGCGUGGUAAGGACAAAGAAUGGACUCCCGAGGAGCUGGACCAAACUGCUGAGGCAAUUGGAUAUGGUGCGGUGAAGUAUGCUGACCUUAAGAACAACAUAACGACAGGCUAUACUUUCAACUUCGAUGACAUGCUUAGUGACAAGGGAAAUACAGCCGUUUACCUUCUUUAUGCACAUGCUCGUAUCUGUUCAAUCAUCCGAAAGUCUGGCAAAGACAUAGAUGAGCUUAAAAAGACAGGAAAGCUAGUAUUGGAUCAUCCAGAAGAACGAGCACUGGGGCUUCACUUGCUUCGAUUUGCUGAGACGGUUGAGGAAGCUUGCACCACCAUGUUGCCCAACGUUCUGUGUCUGUACCUCUACAGUUUAUCUGAACGCUUCACCAGCUUCUACUCCAUUCAUCAGGUCAAUGGUUCACCGGAAGAGGCAAGCCGUCUCCUGCUUUGUGAAGCAACGGCAGUAGUGAUGCGGAAAUGCUUCCACCUUCUUGGAAUCACUCCUGUUUACAAGAUUUGAUCCAUCACUGUCACAUUUUAAUGACUCAAUAGACGAAGGCUUUUAUUUUUAUUCACAAUUUUUCUGCCUGCACAAUCAGUAGUGACAAUAGACGAAGUUCUCUUGUUCUCAUAUAGCUUGGCAAAGUUUAUUUUGCCAUGCCUUUGAACUGAUUUUGUGAAUCAUGAAAAGGAUUUGAAGAUUAAUCUUGAAUUGAAAUGACUUGGAGAUGUUCUUGUGGC
This is a messenger RNA of Raphanus sativus (radish), 2146 nucleotides long. Its product is annotated as arginine--tRNA ligase, chloroplastic/mitochondrial. Gene Ontology annotation, molecular function: arginine-tRNA ligase activity; ATP binding. The transcript is spliced from 18 exons. Bases 141 to 1925 code for a protein of 594 amino acids. Gene Ontology annotation, cellular component: cytoplasm. NCBI's taxonomy places the organism in Eukaryota, Viridiplantae, Streptophyta, Magnoliopsida, Brassicales, Brassicaceae. Gene Ontology annotation, biological process: arginyl-tRNA aminoacylation. The record is from RefSeq and is a predicted model, not a curated record.